This is a messenger RNA of Mycena citricolor, 2424 nucleotides long. The record is from the annotation of a GenBank genome assembly. NCBI's taxonomy places the organism in Eukaryota, Fungi, Basidiomycota, Agaricomycetes, Agaricales, Mycenaceae.
AUGCGUAUGACUGACCAACAGAUUCUCGACCAACUCCAUGCAUGCCACAUUGACCACUCUCAACAUGGACUCAAACUCACCGGGUUUCGAAAAAUCCGCAAGGCCUUGGGCUUCAUGGGUACCCGUCAGCAAGGGCAUUCCUAUGAGUCAAUCAAGGAUGCAAUUAUAGAUCUCCGACGCUCCUACCCAAAUGCUGGCGGCCGGGAUAUGAAGGAUCUUUUAUUUUUUGAGAAGGAUGGGAUGAAGGUUCCACGUCACCUUAUCAUGGAUUUUUUUGCGGUUUAUGAGCCUGAUCUGGUCCGACGGCGACGCAAAAAUUGCCUGCGCCGCAAGAAAUUUUGGGCAGCAGGAUCAAACGACAUCUGGGCCGUUGAUCAGCACAACAAGUGGAAGAAAUUUGGCUUAGCUUUACACACAGGAAUCGACCCCUUUAUUGGAUACAAUCACUGGACUCGCAUUUGGUGGAACAAUAACAACCCUCGGUUGAUUUUGAGUUACUACCUUAGCAUUGUUGAGGAACUGGGAUGUCGCACCGAGAACACAGGAUUGGCCAACGGCCAUACAAUGCUGCGCCACCUCCAUGAUCCCGGUCUGUGCGGAACAUUACAACACCGAUGGAUGCGCCAGAAGAAGAACGUGAUGCCUGAGAUCUCGUGGAGUCAACUUCGUCGACGUUGGACUCCUGGGUACGAGAAUCUGCUGGAUCUAGGCGUUGAGAAUGGCUGGUACGAUCCCAAGAUCCUGCUGGAAGCGCUGGUAUUCCGAUGGGUCUUUAUACCGUGGCUGCAGAGCGAGCUUGAUGCCUGUCGGCAUCGGAUCAACAACACCGCAAAACGUGUCGACCACAACAAGAUUUUACCUCACGGAAUCCCAGCGCACAUGCUGGCGCACCCAGAGGAAUAUGCCGCACUUGAUUUCAAGGUUCGAGUCAGCAAGGAAAACAUCGAGACCGUCCCUAAUAUGUACGCACCACGGGAUCAUCCCAUCUUCGAGCUUGUCCCUCGAGAAUUUGAUCAGGUCGCAACUGAGCUACCGAGCACACCCGAGAACACGCUACGUGGCAGCGGUUCUACCACACCAUUUGAGCUAAUCUCUCGCUCCAACACACCCGCGCUCGACCCGAACGUUCUACCAACAUUUUCUACACCCGCGGUCACCACUGGACCCGCUGCACCUGCCACUCCCCCGGUUGUCACUGCCCUCACUCAGCCUACACGACACAUCCCCAAACCGAAAAACACCACGGCACGCAUGACCGACGCCGAAAAAACCCGAAUGUACUCGGGCGAAGCAGGGGCUGAUGACGUCUCAGCCAAGGACUUCGCAAGGGUCUUCGCAAACCGGAUACUUGGUCUCGGAUUGGCCGAACCAGAGAAACUGGAAGCUUUCGGCGACUCCCUUCUUGCGGGCAAAGCCGCUGACAUCUGGUGGGAGGCGGCGCAGGCCAGCGCUACCCCCUUCACAACGUGGUCGGCCGCGCGCACCGCGUUCGUGCAGGAGUUUGACGUCCCACAAGCAGCCGAGAAGACUUCCCAGGAAUGGGAGAAGGAGCUCGCAGCGAUGCGCAUUGGGCUCGAUGAGCUAGGCACCAAGAUCGCUCUCGGCGGUGUCAACACCCAUGCACACAUAGCCUUCGCGCGCAAACUGAUGCGCGCCGCAAAGAAAGCCGGAGUCGACAAGUCAAGCAGCAACAUCUGGGCGGUACGCAACCACUUCCCUGACUCGCUCAAGGACAAAACGCCCCCAGCACCAAAGGACUGGACCGCAUUCACGGAGGCAAUCGAGAAGGUUGACGUCACCCAGCUCAUUGAGGCCGCGGAGAAGGAGCGCCGUAUGGUCAAAGCCGAAGCCAGAACCCAGAAGGUCGAAGCAGAACUGGCCGUUCUGCGGGCGCACGGACUGAGGGUGCCGCUGCCGGCCAUCCCUGCAUCCCCCACCGCCCACAUCCGCACUCAGCUGGGCCGCACCAACAUCUCGUCGACGCACAUCCCGGCUCCCGCGUUUACCUCAUCACCCGAGAUUCUGGGCCCGGAAGCCAAGGCCAACCUCAUCCGCGUGGUAGAGCGGAUGCGAUCUGCCGCCCCGCUGCUUUUGACCUCCGCCACAGAUGUAGCCCGGUAUAACACGCUGUUCCAGCGUUGGAAAGAGACGAGUUCGGCACGUCCCGUGGAGGAGGUUGGAGUCCCGCUGUCGCCGGGCACGGUCUGGCCUGGCAGCGGUGAAUGCUGGAACUGCGGCAAAGUCACUACACCGCGCCACAACGCCGCGGAUUGUGACGGCGCCAAAAUUCCUCUCCCCGAACGGCGCUUCCGCCGCAUCUGCUCAAAAAACCUUCCUUGCACCGUGCCGGUUGCUGUCAACGCUGUUUUGGGAAGCUGGAUGGACGACGAUGACGAGCAGGGUUUUCCGGGGGAGUCACUGUGA